Messenger RNA from Rhodotorula toruloides NP11, 3531 nucleotides. RefSeq names its product poly(U) polymerase CID1. Gene Ontology annotation, molecular function: nucleotidyltransferase activity. The record is from RefSeq and is a predicted model, not a curated record. The transcript has 8 exons. NCBI's taxonomy places the organism in Eukaryota, Fungi, Basidiomycota, Microbotryomycetes, Sporidiobolales, Sporidiobolaceae. Bases 1 to 3531 code for a protein of 1176 amino acids. Gene Ontology annotation, biological process: RNA 3'-end processing.
AUGGGAGGGAGCAGUAGCAGCGGCGGAGGCUCGGCGCACUGGCGGGACGGAGCAGCGUCUGGCGUGUAUGCUCACGCGCCAGAGUUGACGCACUACCUCCAGUCCACGUUCGUCCCGUCGGUCGUGCCCCAGCAGGACGAGUACGAUGCGAAGGAGCAGGCGCGGCAGUACCUCGAGAAGCUGGCGGACCAGGUCUCGCCUGGAGCCAAGCUGUUGCCGUUUGGGUCAAUGGCAAAUGGCUUUGCGCUCAAGAAUUCGGACAUGGACCUGUGUUGCUUCCUCGCCAAGGAUGCGCCAGUGCGGUCGCCCUCCGAGCUGGUCGAGCUGUUGGGCCGGUUAAUCGAGCAGGAGACCAACUUCUACGUCAAGACGCUCCCUCGCGCACGAAUACCGAUCAUCAAGCUCACCAUGCCGCCAACUGCGAGCGUCCCGGCCGGCAUGGCUUGCGAUAUCGGGUUCGAGAACCGGCUGGCGCUGGAGAACACCCGGCUGCUCUUGACUUACGCGAUGGUGGACGCGCGAUUACGGACACUGGUGCUCUUCCUCAAGGUCUGGACGAAACGGCGGAAGAUCAACAACCCGUACCGAGGCACGCUCAGCUCGUACGGCUACGUCUUGCUCGUCAUCCACUUCCUCGCACACGUCAAGCAGCCGCCAAUACUUCCAAACCUGCAACGACUACCUCUCCCCGAAUCCGCCAAUCUCGACGAGCUCACCUACGAGGGCCACGACAUCUCCUUCUUCGACGACGUCGACGCCCUUCCCUCUGUUUUCCAAACGACGAACGGCGAAUCGGCCGGCGAGCUCCUCAUCGACUUCUUCCGGUACUUCUCAAAGGAGUUCAACUACGCCGGCUUGGUUGUCAGCAUUCGGAGUGAGGCGGGCACGAUGCAGAAGACGACGAAGGGCUGGCAUAUCGACAUCGAGACGGACCCCGAGGGGACGGUGCGAGAUCAGCACAAGCUCUGCAUAGAGGACCCUUUUCAACUAGACUACAACGUCGCGCGAACAGUGACGAAAGACGGGCUGUACACGAUCCGCGGCGAGUUCAUGCGCGCCUUCCGCAUUCUCACGACUCCUUCUCGAUCACCCGAAGGCAUCGGCGCCGUCAUCAACUCGCUCUGCGAAGAACGAGAAGAUUACCUGCUCAUCCACCCCUCCGACGAUCCCUAUGCCCGCCUGCACGCCCCUCUGCAUCACCAGUCCCCACACUACGGCUCGCACCCCCAGCAGAAGAGCCCACGUAGACGAUCAGCACCCUCGCCUCGCAUGGCUCCGACUCUGUACGGCGCCGGCCUGCAUCACCAGCCGCCUCCGCUCGGGCAGGCGUCGAUGUCGCGGGACCACCCGCUCUGGGCUGUGGCGAUGAACGGGACGGCGGCAGGCGCGGUGCAGCAACCGCCGCAGCUUGGUCGUGCGAUUGCGGGAUUGGCAAUCAAUUCCGAGUCGAGCGGAGGAGAAGCGGUCGUGUCGGCGGGUCCGGCGAGCGAGAACGGCGACGACGCUCCUCACCUGGUGCUGGGGGACGCGUUCGAGCCGUCGACGGGAACGGGCGCAUCCGGCAUGUACCCGCACCCGACAAGCAUCUACGCCCUGGCCGGCGCAGCUCUUCGACAUCCGCACGCUCACCACCAGCCGCUCGUCUACCCGUACGGCAGCAACACAGGCCGCCUCGCCCCACAGCACAUGUCGACUCCGCCGACCGUCGCAGGUUCGCCGCCGCCCUCGGAAGCAGGCGCGAGCUCGUUCGGCGGGCACGAGAGGCGGGCAUCGUGGGAUGGCGGACUGAAGGACGGAGUGGCGGCUGGUGCCGAGCGCGGCAAGCUGAGAACACCGUCGAUGGGCGGAGCGGGAGCAGGAGGCUCUUACGACUUGCACCGGUUCUUCCAGAACCCGCCGUCCUCAUCGAUGAGCGAUGCGGGAGGACCAACAGCCUCGUCACCCCCCGUUACGAGCGCUUCGACGAACGCACGAGGAUCCGUCUCGCUCACUGCGCCUUCGAGUCCGGAACUCGCCGCCCAGUCCGCCUACUUUGCCGGCCACCCGACGAGUCAUUACUCGGCGUACGGCGGCAGGUCGUCCCAGUACCGGUAUGGCGCAUCUGCGGCGUCGGCUGCUGCCAGCGGAAGCUACGCUCACGUCGGUCCUCGCCUUGCCACAUCCGUCCCCCGAAACCCGCACACCGCUCAUCACGCCUACACAAACCCCUACGCCUCGGCUCCCGUCCCGUAUCCUCUCGCAUCGACCUCGACCUCCGCCACGUCCUCUGCCUACACGAGCCCGAAUUCAGCGCCCGCCGCCUAUCCGCUUGGCGCGAACGGCAACACCGCCAGUCCCGCCGCGCCCGCCCCUCCUGCGCCCAUCUUCCCCGAGGAAGACCGCGAGGCGAUCGCGCUCGCAAACAGCAUCACGUUCGGCAACUUCCCCGAACUUUUGCCCCUGCCGUCCUACGCGCACUACCACGCCAGUGGAGGGAGUGCGGCGUACUUGGCAGGUGCGGGUGGCUGGGGCUCGACACCGUACGGCAUCAGCGGUCCAAUGCGCGUAGGUAACAGGACGCAUGGACCUGGCGGCGGCCCCAGUCGGGGUGGGCCUCGGCAGAGCCUGAGCAGCACGGCCGAAGACGAGGAUGGCGAGUCUGCGGCGGAGUUUGAGGACGAGGAAGAUGCGGCAGAAGCCGCUGAGCGUGGUCGGAAGCGACGACCGUCAACGGACGAGACGCUGAGCGAGGGCCGGGCUGGUCGAUCGAGAGGCGGGAGCGUUCCGCAUGUUCGCAUGGGGCCAGACGGCCGCGAGACCCUCCUGUUCGGCGCCAUCGAGGUCACUCUGCCCAAAGCCGAAGACACCGACGACAUCGACUGGGAGGACGAUUCGGACGACGACUUGCGGAGAAGUCCUGUCAUCGCGGCAUCUGAGGGGAAGUCUGGGCUGGAUGGGCGGGACCAGGAUGAGCGCGAGGUUGCCUUCCUGGGACCAACGCCAUCCGCCGCCCCGUCCGCGCCUCAAACGACGGCUGCCUCAACGGAAGAAAUCCCUCCCCACGCCCCUCGGACGAUUCCCGUCCUCAGGACUCAGCCGCCGACUCCCGCCAAAGCGCCUCAUGACCCCGCUGUCGACUCGGCUUCGCCUAGCCGUCCGUCUCGCAGUCGCCCGUCUUGGCCUCUCGUCGAAGCGCCGCGUGUGCCGCUUGACGACGAGAUGACCCCUCGGCCCGCUUCGCCCGUUACGGCUGCAGCGAACGGGUGGGCGAUCCUGCCGCAGCCAGCUUCCGAGCACACCCGCCACCCAGCGGAUGCGUCAGCAGCCGUGACCGUCGGCACUCCCGAGACGGCUUCGCGCGCGUCGCCCGUUGUCAAUGGCAUCGCGGUGCUUCGACUGGACGACGUCGAGAACGACAACGUCCCGCCGAUCUCGAGCUCGCCUCGUGCUCCUCGGAGCCCAAAGGCAGAGAAGCGAGCGCGGCAGAAGGAGCGCCGGCGGUCAAGCUCGUCGACCAUCUCGUCAUCCUCCCCGGUUCCCCAAGACGCCUAA